Messenger RNA from Coccidioides immitis RS, 828 nucleotides. RefSeq lists its product as uncharacterized. Lineage: Eukaryota; Fungi; Ascomycota; Eurotiomycetes; Onygenales; Onygenaceae. The transcript is spliced from 3 exons. The record is from RefSeq and is a predicted model, not a curated record. The coding region runs from base 95 to 634 and encodes 179 amino acids.
AGCAAACCUAGUGAAGGGGGCGAGAUUGGCGAACGCCAACGUUCAUGACGUCGUCGGCUCUGGAAGCUUGCCAGGAUUCGCUGCGGAGCUGGGAAUGGCGAAAGUGAACACGGAGUAUAAAGGCCCAUCUCUUGCUUCAAGAAGGACUUCCCUCAAGAUCCCAGUCCAAGCCGUUUUAAAUCCUCAUCAGCAUAUAUCUGCAUCACGGUGUGUUACCAAGUUGACCAGAAGAAUUGUGCCCAUCUCCACCAACAUGGCUUUUGUUGCACGUUUCUCUCCAAUUACCAGAUGCUCUCUUGCACCAGCAAGAUCAGCUAUCUUUGCGGCUUCCAGACCAGCUCUCUUUUCCACCACUACCCAAAGAGCUGAUAGAGGACCCAUCGAACUCACCAAGGAUACCCUCAAGAAGGCAGAUAGGAUAGUGUCUAAUGCUGCCGUGAGGGGAAUAGAAAAGGGCGAGGAGGCGAGUCACAAAAUCAAAGAGACUUUCAGCCAUGGCGCAAAGCGAGCUGGGCAUGAGGGAACGAAGGCUGCUGAAAAGGGGAAAGAGGCCGCUCAACAGGCGAAAGAAAAAACCAUUGAUCUGGAGGAGCAGGCGAAAGCGGAGGCGGAGGAACUGACCGGGAAGGCAUAAUUUGAACACAGAGCCGAGCCGACGAAAGUUUAUCGAUGUAUGAAUGUCCCUUUGUGUCGGCUUUUGGCCUUGCCUGACAAUUGAAAUGAGAUCACGAUGUAUUAUAUGUAUCUUGCAGUUUUGCAUCUUUAGAUGUCAAAAGAAUUGACAUCGAAUAACUGGAGAAAAUGAACCAAAACUCAUAAUUCGUUCAA